AUGGGCGCACCGUACCAUCCGGCAACCAACGGUGAGGCAGAGAGAUUCAUCCAAACGUUCAAGGGCAAGAUGAAGGCUCUCAACUGCGACAAGUCGAGAAUGCACGCGGAACUGUGCAACAUCCUACUCAGUUACCGCAAGACCAUACACCCUGCCACCGGAAAAUCGCCUUCGAUGAUGCUGUUCAACAGGCAGAUCCGGUCUCGACUUGACCUGAUGGUCCCGAACGCUGCAGUGGUGGAAGAAAAGCCCGAAGUAGCCGUUCGAUCGCUUCCCGAGGGGGCGAGAGUUGCUGCUCGUGACUUCCUGAGCAAGGACAAGUGGAAGUACGGUCACGUUGCUGAAAAGCUGGGCAAACUUCACUACAACAUCAAGCUGGACGACGGUCGACUCUGGAAGCGCCACAUCGACCAGCUGCGAGAAGUCGGAGCGAACCUGCCGUCUGGACGUCCAGAGAUACCAGCUGAGUGUUUCGAGCCAGACAUCGUGCCAGUUGCUCCACGAACCAAUCCAGUACAACACACGCCACAAGCUGCUGCCGCUGUACCUACACCGGCGGCCAACCCGAUUGCUGAACCGCAAUCAGCGCGGAGUGCUGCGGCUACUCCCAAACCGCCGGAACCACCUGCGAUACCGAAGCCGAAAUCGCAAGGACCACUUGCGGUGCCGAAGCUGAAAACGACGAACGCUGCUGGUAGAUCCGAGGCAAACAACCAGCAAUCACCGCGACGAUCGACAAGAGUCAUCAAGCCGCCUCGGAGACUGGACCUGUAG
Culex quinquefasciatus (southern house mosquito) is the source of this 774-nucleotide messenger RNA. RefSeq lists its product as uncharacterized. The record is from RefSeq and is a predicted model, not a curated record. Bases 1 to 774 code for a protein of 257 amino acids. Gene Ontology annotation, molecular function: nucleic acid binding. The transcript has a single exon. Gene Ontology annotation, biological process: DNA integration. NCBI's taxonomy places the organism in Eukaryota, Metazoa, Arthropoda, Insecta, Diptera, Culicidae.